Messenger RNA from Nannospalax galili (Upper Galilee mountains blind mole rat), 390 nucleotides. RefSeq names its product signal recognition particle 19 kDa protein-like. Lineage: Eukaryota; Metazoa; Chordata; Mammalia; Rodentia; Spalacidae. The record is from RefSeq and is a predicted model, not a curated record. Bases 1 to 390 code for a protein of 129 amino acids. The transcript has a single exon. Gene Ontology annotation, cellular component: signal recognition particle, endoplasmic reticulum targeting. Gene Ontology annotation, biological process: SRP-dependent cotranslational protein targeting to membrane, signal sequence recognition; SRP-dependent cotranslational protein targeting to membrane. Gene Ontology annotation, molecular function: 7S RNA binding.
AUGGCGUGCGUCGCUGCGCAGUCCCCGGCGGACCAGGACAGGUUUAUCUGUAUCUAUCCUGCUUAUUUAAGCGAUAAGACCAUCGCAGAGGGGAGGCAUAUUCCCAUAAGCAAGGCUGUGGAAAAUCCUACAGCUACAGAGAUUCAAGAUGUAUGCAUGACAGUUGGACUGAAUGUGUUUCUUGAGAAGAAUAAAAUGUACUCCAGAGAAUGGAACCGAGAUGUUCAGUACAGAGGCAGAGUCCGGGUACAGCUCAAACAGGACCAUGGCUGCCUCUGCCUUGUACAGUUCCCAUCAGGUAAAUCAGUAAUGCUGUGUGCAGCUGAAAUGAUUCCCAAACUAAAAACAAGGACACAAAAAACAGGAGGCACUGACACAAGUCUUCAGUGA